AGAGCCCCACUCAUCCCCUGAAUCGGAUGUAGCGUCCUCGUCAUCUUGGUCCGCUACACGGAUUUUCUUCUUUGUCGAUGUGGAGUUGUUGUCGCCGCUCACAUCUGACCCCUCUGAAUCUGAAGCUAACGCCACACGCGACUUUCGCUUGCUACUCAUGCUGCUCAAUGCCGCCGACGGCUGAGCACACCCUUGUUUUUGCCGUUGUUAAGUAACACUCAGCUAACCCCUUGCAACCGGCGAACACACAGAUACACAAUAACACCAAAUAGAUCACACGGUCACCGUCGAGCUCUGGCCAAGUCCGAUGUGAUUACAGCCGACUGAAUACGCUCAGGCAGCUCGCAACAACAGAGUAAUUCCUCUACUUCUCUCUAUCCGAUUGUCUCAAAUGGUAAGUAGGUACGAGCGGCAGUUAUCAACCGUGGGCAACCACUGCAGGAUUAAACUUUCCACAAACGCAAAAUGCCACUGAAAGGCCGCAGAACAGAGCUGAACAAGAACUGAUGGCCAAGGAGCAAAAACAGUCGCGGAGUCUUUGCACUUCACGAACAGCGAAUCGUAUUGCUGCCUGGACCGCUACGUUCCUUUGUAUGAGUGUUAUGAGAGGGCUAGUGGCUAAUGGCGCGACCAUGUUGUGCCGGAGAGAAGAACCAGCGACAUAAACACGAACAACAAUAGCGGCUUGAGCACACAAUAGCAGACGACACCGUGAACAAUCGAGGGUGGAAGCGACACCUGGCGGAGCCAAGAUGAGCUCAGGAUGAUGCAGCCGCUACGGCGCCGGGCAGCAGCCACGGCAAAUGCAGUGUACGCAGGAAACCACCCCGCCGGCACCCUGGCUAUAGUUGCACUGUAUAGAAAAAAAAUACAGGCUAGUAUUGUGACUGGAGAGACGAUCCGCAGCUGCAACAACGAUAUCUCUAAAGAAAAAACAUCGUUUCUGCUUGUAUUGGGUCUAUUCUAUGUUUGCACCGGUAGAGGGUCACGAGUCGAUUUCGGAUGGUUCCUUGAAGGAAUUCACCCGCAUAUGUGGUGCUCGAUGGGUAUCGGACUUGCAAUUGCGCUAUCAGUCGUUGGGGCCGCUGCAGGAAUUUACACGACUGGUGUAUCGAUCGUUGGCGGUGGUGUGAAAGCUCCUCGUAUUCGAACAAAAAAUUUGGUAUCCAUCAUUUUCUGCGAAGCUGUGGCCAUCUACGGAAUAAUUAUGGCGAUCGUUCUCAGCGGAAAUGUUAACGACUUCACGAAAGAGAACGCAUCUGCAGAUGCGAUGAUGAGAAAUUACAUGUCCGGCUAUAUCAUGUUCGGUGCAGGCCUGACAGUUGGCCUAGGAAAUCUGUUCUGCGGAAUGUCCGUCGGAAUCGUUGGAUCAGGUGCCGCUUUAGCCGAUGCUGCUAAUCCUGCGUUGUUCGUCAAACUUCUCAUUGUUGAGAUCUUUGCCUCAGCUAUCGGAUUGUUCGGCUUAAUCGUGGCCAUUAUCAUGACUUCAAAGAUCAAGAUGGGCGACAAGUAAAUGCAAAAUUGAAAACAAAAAUAGCAGAUAGUGCGAAGACGCAAGUGUGACGACAAAAAUAACUGUGACCAUAUGACCUAUCGAGAAGUACGUUAAAGCAUAUGAACAUGCAACAACGCGAAUGUUGCAGUCACUGUAGCAGCAAAGCAGGCAGCAGCAGUAGCAAGAAAUUCUAUGUCGCGAAUGCAGUCAUUGUUUCUCAUAGGUCCCAUAGUUCUCUCGCUGUGGUGGUUUAGCCAAAAAAAAAACUACUUCCUUUGCACGUCAAGGAUGCAGAUCCUAAACUAUCCUUUUUGACGCGCUCAAAAGAUGGUUGAUUUAAUACGCACCAUAGUCCCUAGAGUUCAUUGUAUCGAUUCCGCGCCUUGUGCAAAUAGUCUAAUCGAACUUAGGUAGACACAGUACAUUGCUUUGGGAGGGCAUGGGAAAAUGCAAGAGAAAUUUUUAUAAUUGCUAGAUUACUAUAAUUGUAAUUAUUUCGCUCUUUGAGCAUUAAUUCAUGAUAGUUAUAUUUGCCGAGAAAGCUGUUUUCAGUGAGUAGUUUAAGAAAAUAGGUGAUGUAUUAGAUCAGCUGUCGAAUCGCCUGCAAGGAGGAACGUACCUAACGUAGCUCAAAGAUUUGUGCAAGAAUACAACGUUCGAAGCAAGGUUUGACAAGACAACGGCCGGGCUAUAAUGUGUAUGAGGCAGUCUGCAAAAAAAUUUGCAACCAUAAUGAAAAAAGUGAAGUAUUCAUGCCUUUCUAAGAAGUUACUCGAGAAUUUGAUCAAACACAUCUUUAUGUUGCAUCUAAAUGGGUUGCUACGUCUGUAUCGCGCAGACACUAUAGUUAUGUUGCUAUACGACAUCGAAAAUUCGCUUUCUAAUUUAUGGUUUGGCUUUUCGAUACGUAUCCUCUUCGCAAAAAGUGUAGCACAUAAAAACACAAAGAAAAAUAGAAAAUGGUAUUAGUGGCUCAGUUUUAUUUUAUCCGUCUCAUCGACCUGAUAAACCUUGCCAAAUUUCCGAUAUGGUGUCAAAAAACAGCGUUACAACCAUAAGGAAAAUACAAAACCGAAAUAUAAAUGCAGAAAGAGAGAAUGGAUAGAAUUAAUAAAUAUUUAUUACUAGAAAAAAAAAACAGCUCAGAAGAAGUAUUUUAAGCAAUUGGAGGAGUAACGUACCUAAAGGUGGAAAAAUAUGAAUUUGUUUGUGCUUGGAGUAUAAAAUAGCUAAUUGUCGAGUUAAUAACGAGUGAAUAAUUAGCUAAUAAUUAAGAGAAACCAAGCAAGUCAAAUAGAACGAAUGAAAAAUAAAAAUUUAUAUAACGGAAAAGUAUUAAAAUGGAAUUCAGAUGAAGCGUGAAAAUUUCAAAAGAAAGACGACGUAACAGAGAAUGCAAA
Varroa destructor (honeybee mite) is the source of this 2895-nucleotide messenger RNA. RefSeq names its product V-type proton ATPase 21 kDa proteolipid subunit c''-like. Gene Ontology annotation, molecular function: proton-transporting ATPase activity, rotational mechanism. Gene Ontology annotation, biological process: proton transmembrane transport. Lineage: Eukaryota; Metazoa; Arthropoda; Arachnida; Mesostigmata; Varroidae. Gene Ontology annotation, cellular component: proton-transporting V-type ATPase, V0 domain. The record is from RefSeq and is a predicted model, not a curated record.